This is a messenger RNA of Drosophila willistoni, 1686 nucleotides long. RefSeq names its product dynein regulatory complex subunit 3 (gene TbCMF46). The record is from RefSeq and is a predicted model, not a curated record. Bases 1 to 1686 code for a protein of 561 amino acids. NCBI's taxonomy places the organism in Eukaryota, Metazoa, Arthropoda, Insecta, Diptera, Drosophilidae. Gene Ontology annotation, molecular function: protein binding. The transcript is spliced from 6 exons.
AUGGACGAAGUCCAUGAAGUUGACAAUUCUACAGAAAAUGAUUAUGAGGCCACCAAGGGUUUUCUGGAGGAGAUUAAUUGCCCAGAGCCAGGCAUCAUUGAUCGGGAGAUGAUUGAGUCUGCGUAUCUGGAGGAAGGCCCAAAAGGAGAAGCCAAACGUCUACAUCAACAGGAACCAGUUGUCUUCGAACGCAUUCAAACAAUGCGUUUGGAAUUUAAGAAUAUUCUACGUAUCGAUCAUCUUUGGAUGUUGCCAAAUCUAACCAAACUGUGUCUCAAUUGUAACAAAAUUGAAGUAAUUGAACAUAUUGACAUGCUUACUGCCUUAAAAGAAUUGAAUUUAAGUUUCAAUUACAUCACCAAAAUUGAAAAUCUAGAGUCUUUGGUUAAUCUAGAAACUCUUUCACUCUUUAGUAAUCGCAUUUUGAAAAUUGAAAAUCUGGAAAGUUUGGAAAAACUUGUAAUCCUGAGCAUAGGCAAUAAUCUUAUCGAUACCAUGGAAGGGAUUGAGCGUCUGCGUUUUGUCAAAAGUUUGAGGGUAUUAAAUCUGGAGGGUAAUCCGAUAGCAAAGAAACCAGAUUUUCCAUUAAACUCAUAUGUAGCUGCCAUAUUACCACAACUGAAUUAUUAUGAAUAUGUUUUCAUAAAAAGAGAUAUACGCGAGGAAGCCCUAAAACGUUUUUAUCGCGAGUUACGUGAAAUUGAGGACAAACAGGAGCGGGAAAUUGAAUCUCUUGAAACGGAGGCACGUGAACAAGCCGAAGCUGAGCGUUUGGCCUCCAGUUUUGUGGAACAUCUGGAUAGGCAUCAGCUAUACGAAUCACUGUGGCGGAAUGACAAUAAUGGACGCAUACUUAUGCUAAUAGGCAGUCCAGCUCAAGAGCUGGCCGAGGAAUAUGAGAAUGAUGUCUAUGAACUUACGCAAGAGAUAUAUAAACUUGGACUGGCACGUUUCGGGGAACGUGAUGAAGAAGUUCGUGACUUUAACUCUAAUCUGCAUGAGGGUCAACAGGAAUUACAAUCGCUGGGACAAAGUCAAAUCGAAGAAUUUCUACAGUAUAAAGAAAAAAUAUUCGAUCAGGCUCGUUCCAAGUGGAAGGAGGUGGAAAAGUGCGAAGUGGGCACAAUGGAAUACAUCAAGUUGCUCAAUGAAUUUGAAUCGUUGAAAAGUGUCUUUGAGGAUGCGCUAAAUGAGAUGUGGCAAAGCUUAAUGUCACAGGAAUUGCAUCUACAUGAGGCUGUCGAGGAAUCUACUCGCAAUUUUCAGUGCAAAAUCUCUGAACUUAUGACCAGUUUUGUGGAACAAGCCCAGGUGUGUUUCCGUCAUUUACGUGAUAUAUGCGGCCAUUUUGCAGAGAAUAUGACCGACUUGGUCACCAACUACCUGGCCAAGAAGCUGACUGGUCAAGAGUCCAAGGCAAUUCCCAUGGAAUUACAGCCAUGUGUUGAUGAUCGUGAGACGGUUUUAAAACUAAUCGAUGGCAUGAGAUCCACACAUACUUCUAGAAUUGACGAUCGCGAGGAUCGAAUGGUCAGGCGAAGUAAAGAAUUUAUUGAUCUAAUGAUUAAUAAACUAAACAACAAAGAAAUUGAUCGUCAUCGAGCCAAAAUAUUGGAAAUCAAUUCUUUUAUGGAACAAAUGAUGGCAUCUCUGACCAAUUUGACGGAACAGCCAAACGAAGACUGA